GACGAUUUCAGAUGCUGGCUCCUCAAGAUUACUGGUUGUACUGCCAGUAUCAGAUUCUUCGGAAGUUUUGCGUAUUGCAAAAACCUGGAUGGCUCACCCCGAUGUCCCUGAUCCACAAGCGUGCAGGCUUUUGCUUUGUCUAUUGGAGGCACGAACGAGGGGUUCUGCAGGUUCACGGUCUGCAAGUCCUCAUGAUGAGAAGAAAGACGAAGAGCAAAAGGUGUGGCACGAUUCCUUGAGGGACGUUUUUGUAUCGCGACGGCUCCUAAAGACCACUAGACCGG
This is a messenger RNA of Amoebophrya sp. A25, 284 nucleotides long. Lineage: Eukaryota; Dinophyceae; Syndiniales; Amoebophryaceae. The record is from the annotation of a GenBank genome assembly.